This is a messenger RNA of Lottia gigantea (owl limpet), 456 nucleotides long. RefSeq lists its product as hypothetical. The record is from RefSeq and is a predicted model, not a curated record. NCBI's taxonomy places the organism in Eukaryota, Metazoa, Mollusca, Gastropoda, Lottiidae. The coding region runs from base 1 to 456 and encodes 151 amino acids. The transcript is spliced from 2 exons.
AUGACGGAAAGAUUUGAUAUUAACCAUCCAGGAAUUAUAUUUUGCAAGACAGUAUGUGAUGAAAACGAAGAGGCUAUAAAUCUAUUGAAAGAUGUGUCAGUUCAUCCCCCUUCUGCCUUACCCGAAGUUCAAAAACCACCAGGACUAGAUCUAAAACGACAGUGGUAUUUUUUCAACAAGAUUCGCGAAUAUUGUACUGAGGAAAGCCAAGACACUGUCUGCCCCCUUCCAGUCGAUCAACCAAGUAAUUGUUUAUCUUCUGAAGAUGAGUCAGAAGAUGAAUUGCCACCUGUUGAAAGACACAAUGGAAAAAAGAGAAACUGUAAACUUAGCACUGAUGAUUUAGUGACAUUUUGGAUGAAUUCAAAGAAGUUGAUUGUGCAACAGUAUCAAACAAAGGUUAUAACGUCACAUUAUUGGGCUUUAAAGAUAGAACGUCCACUGCCGUUACCAUAG